This is a messenger RNA of Momordica charantia (bitter melon), 6025 nucleotides long. Its product is annotated as myosin-6. NCBI's taxonomy places the organism in Eukaryota, Viridiplantae, Streptophyta, Magnoliopsida, Cucurbitales, Cucurbitaceae. Gene Ontology annotation, cellular component: myosin complex; membrane; cytoplasm. Gene Ontology annotation, biological process: actin filament organization. The record is from RefSeq and is a predicted model, not a curated record. Gene Ontology annotation, molecular function: microfilament motor activity; ATP binding; actin filament binding.
CGCCACCCGCUUCUUACCCGCCGGAUUCUCGUUCUCUUCUUUUCUCUGCCUCCGCCAAAACCUUCCCUUCCAAUUCCACAGCACUCGCCAGAGGAACCGCUUCAUAUCGGCCGACGCGACGGCGGGCCGUCCUUCGUCUUCUCCAUAUCCUCAUUGCCUCAUCAAUGCCGACACAUUGAGCCGCCUCCUAAACAAUCCCUCACCACUUCCCAAAUUCUCCCCUCCUCCUUCUCUACUGAGCAUAACCAAAACUCUUCUAUUCAAUCUCGACACAACAUAACCCCCCCCCCCAUUUUGAUGGUUUCACGAAGAACGAACGACAAUGAGAGGCCCACCACUGCUCACCAAUUCUUCAACUUCGGUCCUGAGGACAGGGAGAAAUCCCUAGAAUGGUCAAUCCGUGUCAUGCUAUUGGCUAUUGUUCGUUGUUGAGGCGCUUGGGAUUCUUCGCUAGCUCGACCUUGGAUCUGUGGCUGAUCGAGUUUGUCCCACAAUGGCUGGUCAAGUAAAUCUCGUGGUUGGAUCUCUUGUUUGGAUUGAGGAUCCUGAUGUAGCUUGGUUAGAUGGGGAAGUAGUGGAAGUUAAUGGCCAAGAUAUCAAAGUACUCUGUACAACAGGGACUACUGUUGAGGUCAAAUCUGCAAGUGUCUAUCCGAAGGAUCCUGAAUUUCCGUCAUGUGGUGUGGAUGAUAUGACAAAACUAGCUUAUUUGCAUGAGCCAGGACUUCUACAAAACUUAAAAUUUCGUUACGAUGUUAAUGAAAUUUAUACCUAUACUGGAAGUAUACUAAUAGCUGUAAAUCCUUUUCGAAGACUUCCUCAUCUAUAUGCUCAUGAAAUGAUGGAAGAUUAUAAAGGUGCAGCUUUAGGUGAGCUGAGCCCGCAUCCAUUUGCCAUUGCAAAUUCUGCUUAUAGACAGAUGAUUAAUGAGGGUAUCAGCCAGUCAAUUUUAGUUAGCGGGGAAAGUGGAGCUGGUAAAACAGAGAGUACGAAGAUGCUUAUGCGCUAUCUUGCCUUUGUUGGAGGGAGAGCCGGAGGGAAGUCUGCAAGUGGUGAACGUUCUGUUGAGCAGCAAGUACUAGAGUCCAACCCUGUUCUAGAAGCAUUUGGCAACGCAAAGACUGUUAGAAACAAUAAUUCAAGUCGGUUUGGUAAAUUUGUGGAGAUCCAAUUUGAUCAGAGUUUGAGAAUUUCUGGAGCUGCUAUUAGAACUUAUUUAUUAGAACGUUCCCGUGUUUGCCAAGUGUCUGAUCCUGAGAGGAAUUAUCAUUGCUUUUAUAUGCUUUGUGCUGCACCGCCAGAGGAAAUUGAAAAAUAUAAAUUAGGGAAUCCAAGAUCAUUUCAUUAUCUUAAUCAAUCCAAUUGCUGCGAACUUGAUGGAGUGGAUGAUUCCGAGGAAUAUCUUUCUACUAGGAAAGCUAUGGAUGUUGUUGGAAUAAGUACAAGUGAUCAGGAUGCAAUAUUUCGAGUAGUAGCUGCAAUACUUCAUCUGGGCAAUGUUGAAUUUGCAAAGGGGAAGGAUGUAGAUUCCUCUGAACCUAAGGAUGAUAAAUCUCGGUUCCAUCUCAAAAUGGCAGCAGAACUAUUCAUGUGUGAUGAGAAGUCUCUUGAGGAUUCAAUGUGUACUCGUGUGAUAGUUACACGUGAUGAAACCAUAACAAAAUGUCUCGAUCCAGACUCUGCUACUCUUAGUAGGGAUGCUUUAGCAAAAAUUGUUUAUUCAAGACUAUUUGAUUGGAUUGUUGAUACGAUUAAUAACUCAAUUGGCCAAGAUCCUCAUUCAAAGCACUUAAUUGGGGUUUUGGAUAUCUAUGGAUUCGAGAGUUUCAAGACAAACAGCUUUGAGCAAUUCUGUAUCAACCUGACAAAUGAGAAAUUGCAGCAACAUUUCAACCAGCAUGUGUUCAAGAUGGAGCAAGAAGAAUAUACCAAAGAAGAAAUUAACUGGAGCUAUAUUGACUUUAUUGAUAAUCAGGAUGUUCUUGAUCUCAUUGAGAAGAAACCUGGUGGUGUCAUUGCUCUUCUGGAUGAGGCCUGCAUGUUUCCAAGAUCCACACAUGAAACUUUUGCGCAGAAACUUUAUCAAACUUUUAAGGACCAUAAGCGCUUUAGUAAGCCUAAAUUGGCACGAACUGACUUCACAAUUUGUCAUUAUGCUGGUGACGUUACGUACCAAACUGAACUCUUCCUGGACAAAAACAAAGAUUAUGUUGUUGCGGAGCAUCAAGCACUGUUGAGCGCUUCUAAGUGCACCUUUGUUUCAGGGCUCUUCCCCCCCUUACCUGAAGAUUCUUCCAAAUCCUCUAAGUUCUCAUCAAUAGGGACUCGAUUUAAGCAACAACUUCAAUCUUUGCUCGAGACGCUAAAUGCUACUGAGCCACACUACAUACGCUGUGUAAAGCCAAACAACCUUCUUAAACCAUCCAUCUUUGAGAAUAAUAAUGUUUUACAGCAGCUCCGAUGUGGAGGAGUCAUGGAAGCAAUCAGAAUCAGUUGCGCUGGAUAUCCCACUAGGAAGACGUUUGAUGAAUUUAUUGCUCGGUUUAAAAUCUUGGCACCUGAUGUGUUGCAUGGAAGCUGUGGUGAAUCCACUGCGUGUAAGAGGCUUUUGGAGAAAGUUAACCUUAAAGGAUAUCAGAUUGGUAAAACCAAAGUCUUUCUCAGAGCUGGUCAGAUGGCACAAUUAGAUGGUUGCCGAACUGAGGUCUUGGGAAGAGCUGCCAUUGUUAUCCAAAAGAAGGUUCGCUCAUAUUUGGGACGCAAAAAAUUUAUUUUGUUGCGGUUGUCUGCUGUACAAAUUCAAGCCGUGUGUAGAGGACAAGUUGCACGCCAGCAGUAUGAAAAAAUGAGAAUUGAAGCUGCUUCUAUCAAAAUCCAGAAGCAUUGGCGAAGGUAUUUUGCCCGAUGUUGCUAUAAAAAAUUAUGCUCUUCAGCUGUAGCUAUUCAAGCUGGUAUCCAUGGUAUGGUUGCUCUUAAAGAGCUUAAGUUUAGGAGGCAAACAAGAGCUGCAAUUAUCAUUCAGAGUCGAUGUCGGCAAUACUUGGCCUAUAUUCAUUAUUUGAGGAUAAAAAAAGUUGCAAUUACCGCACAAUGUGCUAUGAGAGGAAGAGUUGCACGCAAAGAACUUCAUAAGCUUAAAAUGGCUGCUAAGGAAACUGGUGCUCUCCAAGCUGCCAAAGAUAUGCUGGAGAAGCAAGUGGAAGAACUAACUUGGAGAUUGCAGCAAGAGAAACAAAUGAGGGCUGACAUGGAGGAAGCCAAAACUCAAGAAAACACAAAAUUGGAGUCUGCUUUGCAAGAAAUGGAAACUCAAUUUCAGGAAACAAAAUCACUGCUUAAUAAGGAACGUGAAGCUGCAAAGGAAUUAGCUGAGCAAGCCCCAGUCAUACAGGAGGUUCCCGUUGUUGAUCAUGAACUGAUCAAUAAGCUAACUGCUGAAAUUGAACAAUUGAAGGAAUCAAAAGCACUGCUUAUUAAGGAAUGUGAAGCUGCAAAGGGAUUAGCUGAGCAAGUCCCAGUCCUACAGGAGGUUCCUGUCGUUGAUCAUGAACUGAUCAAUAAACUAACUGCUGAAAUUGAACAACUGAAGGAAAGAAAUGCACUGCUUAGUAAGGAACAUGAAAGUGCAAAAAAAUUAGUUGAGAAAGUCCCAGUCAUACAGGAGGUUCCCAUUGUUGACCAUGAACUGAUCAAAAAGCUAACUGCUGAAAAUGAACAACUGAAGGAAACAAAAGCACUGCUUAGUAAGGAACAUGAAACUGCAACGAAAUUGGUUGAGCAAGUUCCAGUCAUACAGGAGGUUCCUGUUAUUGAUCAUGAACUGAUCAAAAAGCUAACUGCUGAAAAUGAACAACUUAAGGAAACAAAAGCACUGCUUAGUGAGGAACAUGAAACUGUAACGAAAUUAGUUGAGCAAGUCCCAUUCAUACAGGAGGUUCCCAUCGUUGAUCAAGGAUUGAUCAAUAAGCUAACUGCUGAAAAUGAACAACUGAAGGCUCUUGUAACUUCCUUGGCAAAUAAAAUUGAUGAAACAGAAAGGAAAUUUGAGGAAAGUAACAGGCUUAGUGAAGAGCGGCUGAAGCAGGCUCUGGAGGCAGAAUCAAAGAUAAUAGAAUUAAAAACUACCAUGCAAAGGCUUGAGGAAAAAUUAUCUGACUUGGAAACUGAGGAUAGAAUUCUGAGGCAGCAAGCACUGCAGCAGCAAACACUGCAGCAACAAGCACUGCAAAAGCCUCCUUCAAGAAAAAUGUCUGGACAUAUAGUAAUGGCAUCCAAUCAGCCUUUGGAAAAUGGCCACCAUGAAUUACUAAGCCAUGCACCAUCAAAAAAGUUUGGUACCGAUGCUGAUGCUAAAUUGAGGAGAUCCCAAAUUGAAAGGCAGAAUGAAAGUGUUGAUGCUCUAUUGAAAUGCCUGACACAGGAUCUUGGGUUCAGUGAGGGAAAACCUGUCGGUGCUUUUAUAAUUUAUAAAUCUCUCCUCCAUUGGAAGUCAUUUGAAGCAGAAAAAACAAGUGUAUUUGAUCGGCUUAUUCAGUUGAUUGGUUCUGCGAUUGAGAAUCAGGAUGAUAAUGAACACAUGGCUUAUUGGUUGUCCAACACAACUACAUUGUUGUUCCUUCUCCAAAAGAGUUUAAAAGCCACGCCACGGAAGCCUCCCACCCCAACAUCAUUAUUUGAGCGGAUGACCCAAGGAUUUCGUUCAUCUUCUGCCAACCUUCCAGUUGGCACCCUUGAUGUGGUGCGGCAAGUUGAGGCCAAAUAUCCUGCUCUACUUUUCAAGCAGCAGCUUACAGCAUAUGUAGAAAAGAUAUAUGGAAUAGUUAGAGACAACCUAAAGAAGGAACUAUCGCCAUUGCUUUCAACUUGUAUUCAGGCUCCCGGAUCUCCGAAAGAAAAUAGUUUAGAACCAUCUGGCGAGGAAAGUAGUAGUAGCCCUCCCAAUAAUUCUUGGAGCAGCAUCAUCGACAACCUCAAUGAUCAUCUGUGUAGAUUGCAGAAUAACUUUGUACCUGCCGUUUUGGUUCAGAGGAUAUUCUCUCAGGUCUUUUCAUAUAUUAACGUACAGCUCUUCAAUAGUCUUCUACUUCGUCAAGAGUGCUGCACGUUUAGCAUUGGAGACCAUGUGAAGUCAGGAUUGGCUGAGUUAGAGCUUUGGUGUGGCCAAGCAAAAGAAGAGUAUGCUGGGUCAUGUUGGGAUGAGCUAAAACACGUGAGGCAAGCUGUUGGAUUCUUGGUUAUUCACCAGAAGUCUAGAAUAUCUUAUGAUGAAAUUACAAAUGACCUCUGUCCAAUAUUGAGCGUUCAUCAGCUUUAUAGAAUAUGUAAUCUUUAUUCGGACGACAAUUUCAAUACUAUGAGUGUUGCUCCAGAUGUUAUUUCUAGCAUGAAGGCUACAAUGACCGAGGAUUACAACGAUGAGGACAGUAGUUCCUUUUUGUUGGAUGACAAUUCCAGUAUACCUUUCUCAGUUGAUGACAUAUCCACUUCCCUGCAAGAUAAGAAUUUUCACGAUAUAAAGCCUCCUGCAGAACUACUUGAGAAUCCCGCCUUCCAAUUUUUACAGGAUUAAGGCUAUGGUUCUUAUAUUUAUAUAUGAUCCACGGUGCCUCAUACCAGUCUUUGCCCUUUGUAAAUCCACUUCAUUUUUGUCCAGAAAAAGAAAAGGAAAAAAAAAAUCAUUUCACUACCAUUGUAACAUCCAUUGUUCUGGAUGUAAAGUUCUAUGUUUAGAGUUGUACAAUGUCGUUAGGCCGGUUUCUAAUAGUUAAGAAGGGAAAGGGAAUCAGAGAUAGGUUUAAGGUUUUAUUUUGUUAUUCGUUUUAUUCUUUUCAGUUCAAAUUUUCUGUCUUAUUAUUAGUAGGAUAUUUAGGGUCACAGCAUUGAUUGUAGCGAUGGGUAGGAUGUCUGAGAUUGAUCCAAUGUAGUGGGACAAUGGCUUUUCUGCCUCCCCAAUUUCAUAUUGUACAAAGUGACAGAUUAUCUCAAAGAUAUAUUUAGUUGAAUUCCAUUUCUUUUCAUGAACUCA